CUGAACUAACCUACUUCUGUCAAAAUUAAAAUUCGGCUGACAUUUCUCUUUGGAAAUCUGCAAAAUCAAAAACCUCGCUGCUAGGGCUAGAUGUACAAAAGAAUCUAGUGUUUACUAUGGAAAAACCGAGUUUACCAGAAUCCAAAGAAAGUAAUAAAUCUUCCUCACAAACAAAAUCAACCACAGCAACCAACGAAGACAAUCUCAGUUGUUUAAAAUGCAAAACUACAUUCGAAUUCACAUUGGACAAAGGCAAAGACGACUACUUAGCUCACUUGUUUCGUGUCCACAGGCUGGUUAUAGCUGAUGUUGACGACAUAGCUGACCUUCGUGAAUAUUUAAAAUAUUGGAUUGAUAAAUUUAAAGAUCACUCAUUGGAAGAAUAUUGCACUACAAUGCUAUUGGAUCAAUUGCCCGAUGGGACAAUAUCGAAAAACGAAAAAUACUACCUUCUGAGUGAUAUUCUACCCCAAGAUUUCGAACUACGCAAAAGACUACAUCAACUACGACUUGAAAAAGCCCUCGCUAAGCAUCAAUUCGAAAGAACUGAUCGAGAAUUCUCAAAGGAAUGUCUAUACUGCCGUGAUGUCAUUCACGGAUUGCGUUCUGAAUUCCUAGAACAUCUCUUCACCAAACACUUUCUUCAAUUAGGUAAGCCAGAAAAUCUUGUCUAUGUUGAUGAACUUCUCGAAAAAGUACAAUCCAGUCUGGAGAACUUAAUAUGUUUGUAUUGCGAAAAAGUUUUUAAAGAUCGAGUCACACUCAAAGAACAUAUGAGAAAAAAAGGGCACAAACGUAUCAAUCCAAAUAAUCACGGAUAUGAUCGAUUUUUCCUCGUCAACUAUCGCAACGAAAAACCCAAACAUACCAAGAGUCUUGAACAAACUCGACGCAAUGCCACUCGACAGCAACAACGGGAAAAGAAAGAACCCAAAGAACACACUAAUUUAGAUAACUCGAUUCUUAGUAGUGAGGAUUCAGACUCGGAUUGGUUCGAAUGGGAUAGUGAUAAGCUUCCCAUUGCUUGUCUAUUCUGUUCCAAAACUGAUCCAGAUAUGGUUUCGCUAAGAAAGCAUAUGCAGCAGGAGCAUGAAUUAGAUUUCGAAGAGGAGACUCGAAGCUUGAAUUUCUAUCAGAAAGUGAAAGCCGUCAAUUAUGUCCGCAGACAGGUUCAAAUUCUUCGCUGUGUAACAUGCAAUUGCAGGUGCGAAACAACUGCAAAACUGUUGGAACACAUGUCAACUGAGAAACAUUACAGUUUGGGAACUCGUUCGCAAUGGGAUAAGCCAGAGUUCUUUUUCCCCACAUUCGAGGAUGAUGGUCUACUUUGUGUUUUGGAUGAUGGUAAUGAUAAUGAUGAUGACGAAUCUGUGGUACGCAUUAUUUCUGAGGAUUCUCUUGUUAAGAUCAACAAAGACGCGGAACAAUUAUCUUUAGAAAAUUUUAACCUUCCAUAGGUUAAAAUAAAAAUGCUUUUGCUUUAUUAA
Episyrphus balteatus (marmalade hoverfly) is the source of this 1487-nucleotide messenger RNA. Its product is annotated as zinc finger protein 277. Bases 117 to 1457 code for a protein of 446 amino acids. The transcript is spliced from 2 exons. The record is from RefSeq and is a predicted model, not a curated record. Lineage: Eukaryota; Metazoa; Arthropoda; Insecta; Diptera; Syrphidae.